Molecule: messenger RNA, 904 nt
Organism: Drosophila miranda
Lineage: Eukaryota; Metazoa; Arthropoda; Insecta; Diptera; Drosophilidae
Product: lysozyme
Exons: 4
Coding region: 363-803 (146 amino acids)
Source: RefSeq, a predicted model, not a curated record
GCGGUGAGUUUAGAAAUUUUCAUGAUAGAUAUUUUUAUUUCGCGUCAAUUUCAGUCAACGGCGAGGCGAGUACCCCCAAUAUAUUUGGCAUCUCACCGAACAGGCCACCACACCAAGCGUAUCGUCACGUCUUGUUGCGCCCCGCAGUGACACACUUAAGUUGCGUGCGAGGCUUUAAAAACCCAGAAUUCGGUCGCUACGCAUCCAGUGCAAUAGAAAUAAUUCCGCAGCAAAGUGCCCAGUGCUCGCAGUUGCCGCGGAAGGAAGCGCCACAAAGCCCCACAUACAGGAUUAGCAGUGGUCCCCCCUACAACAUUUGGACAGUCUACUCUCACUCUCACUCUCAUUAUAUCCCCAUAUCCAUGGCCAAUCAGAUGCACAAGAGUGGUGCCCUGGUCCUGGUCUUCAAUCUGUUGCUGCUGACGCAGUCGGAGACGGAGGCAAAGCUGCUGACACGCUGCCAGCUGGCCAAAGAGCUGUUGCGCCACGACUUUCCGAGGAGCUAUCUGUCCAAUUGGGUUUGCCUUGUGGAGUCGGAGAGCGGACGCAGCACGUCCAAGUCCAUGCAGCUGCCCAACCAGAGCGUCAGCUAUGGACUCUUUCAGAUCAACAGCAAAAACUGGUGUCGCAAAGGUCGUCGCGGUGGCAUCUGCAACAUCAAAUGCGAAGAGUUCCUGAACGAUGAGAUCUCAGAUGAUUCUCGCUGUGCCAUGCAGAUCUUCAAUCGCCACGGCUUCCAGGCCUGGCCCGGUUGGAUGAGCAAAUGUCGUGGGCGCACGUUGCCCGACGUCUCCCGCUGCUAGGACGGGCUGCCCCCAGACUUGCCCACAAUUUCCCCGAUCUGCUCUCUAGCCUUAAACGUACUCUACUAUUACUCUAGCGACUAAUUAAUAAACAGCUUAAA